Euleptes europaea (tarantolino) is the source of this 240-nucleotide messenger RNA. Its product is annotated as cytochrome b-c1 complex subunit 10. The record is from RefSeq and is a predicted model, not a curated record. Gene Ontology annotation, cellular component: mitochondrial inner membrane. The coding region runs from base 6 to 176 and encodes 56 amino acids. Gene Ontology annotation, biological process: mitochondrial electron transport, ubiquinol to cytochrome c. NCBI's taxonomy places the organism in Eukaryota, Metazoa, Chordata, Lepidosauria, Squamata, Sphaerodactylidae. The transcript has 3 exons.
AAAGGAUGCUCAGCAAAUACAUCGGCCCUCGCUACGUGCAGCUCUUGCGCAACUGGGUCCCUACGGCGGCCACAUGGGGCGCAGUGAGUGCUGUGGGGCUAGUUUGGGCCACAGAUUGGAGGCUGAUCCUAGACUAUGUUCCCUAUAUCAGGGGCAAGUUUAAAAAGGAUGAAUGAGCAGCAGCUGCCCAUGCAACAGGCUGAGCUGUUCAGUCCGUGAAACUUCGAAAUCCACCGAACA